Messenger RNA from Pararge aegeria (speckled wood butterfly), 1923 nucleotides. RefSeq names its product palmitoyl-protein thioesterase 1 (gene Ppt1). The transcript has 6 exons. Gene Ontology annotation, cellular component: lysosome. Lineage: Eukaryota; Metazoa; Arthropoda; Insecta; Lepidoptera; Nymphalidae. Gene Ontology annotation, molecular function: palmitoyl-(protein) hydrolase activity. The coding region runs from base 795 to 1682 and encodes 295 amino acids. Gene Ontology annotation, biological process: protein depalmitoylation; receptor-mediated endocytosis. The record is from RefSeq and is a predicted model, not a curated record.
UUUUGAAUUGAAUCUAAAAUGAGGAAGUCUAUUUUAUGGCUAUUUCACCUUGUUUUGAAUAAAAUUAAUAACCGAAAAGAAAGUUAGCUUGGUUCGUAUUUUUUGGUGAAUAUUUUGCCUGGAGAUUCUUCUACGUAUGUACACUUAUACACACACAUUUUUUUAAUUUACCACCAUUCGAUAAAUGAAAGUUAACAAAAGACUGCUGCUACUGGUAUUUUCCAUAUUUAGGGAAAAUACCAGUAGCAGCAGCUAUCAUCAUAUGAAUUCUGUAUGAAGGUAGAGGAGUAGGAAUAACAAUGCAAUCCAGCAACGUGUUACUACUCAUAUAGUCAAUAAUUAUGAUGUUUCACGUUCCCCAGCUCAGUUGAAUUGCUGAAAUUUCAAAUCAACACCAUAUCAACAACGUACAGUAAGCGCCAUCUUUAAUCGUAGAGAAAUCUGCAAAAUGAACAGCGCCAUCUAUGUAUAGCGCCUUUCAAACUGAAACAGUUCUAAACACGGACCUCUAUUAAUCCCACUAGAGGUCAGUGGUUCUACACGAACACUUAAGAUGUCGCUAUCAGAAGUUCUUGACGAUAUUUUUGACAUUGACAGCCAGCUGUGUUUUGUGUUUUAGAUUUUGUGAAAUUGUAUUGCAUCGGCCGGGAAAAUCGGACGCUUAAAACAAAGUUUUUAAAUUAAAUGGGAGUUCUUAAUUUAAAUUUGAUAUUUACCCAUUUUAUUCAAUUAAACUAACACGGUAUGUUCAUGACGUAAAUUAGUUGUUAAGGUAAAGUUUUUAAGGAAGCAAUAUGAAACCUUGGUUGGGUUUGUUGUUUAUACUUAAGUUUAUCAUGGCUGAUCCUACACCAAUAGUCCUGUGGCACGGAAUGGGUGACACUUGUUGCCUUGUUUUUAGCUUGGGAAUGUUCAAGACCUAUCUUGAAAAGCAAAUACCAGGUGUCUAUGUCCUAUCUCUAAGAAUAGGAAAUUCUGCAAUAGAGGAUUUAGAGAAUGGUUACUUCAUGUAUCCGAAUAAGCAAGUAGAAACUGUAUGUGAUGUAUUGGCCAAAGAUCCUAAGCUCCAGGAUGGUUUCAAUGCAAUUGGAUUCUCGCAGGGAAGUCAAUUUUUACGAGCAGUAGUGCAGCGAUGCGGUCAUAAAGUUGGGCCGGUUAAAAAUCUAGUCACAAUCGGAGGUCAACAUCAGGGCGUAUAUGGAAUACCUCACUGCUUCGCCUUACAGCACGGGACUUGCGACUACGUGAGAAAACUGCUUAACUAUGCCGCAUAUUAUAGCUGGGUCCAAAAGUCCCUAGUUCAAGCGACCUACUGGCACGAUCCUUUAGACGACGCGACAUACAAGAAGAGCAGUGAAUUCCUCGCAGAUAUCAACAAUGAGAGAAAGAUAAACCAGACUUAUGUGCAGAACCUGAACAGAUUGGACCAUUUUAUAAUGGUGAAGUUCGAGAACGACAGUAUCGUGCAGCCUAAGGAGACCGAGUGGUUCGGAUUCUAUGCUCCUGGACAGGCGGAGGAGAUAUUAAGCUUGCAACAGUCUGAACUUUAUAAGAUGGACCGCCUGGGUUUAAAGAAGAUGGACGAAGAUGGAAAAUUAGUAUUCCUGUCUCAACCAGGAGAUCACUUACGUUUUACGGAGGAGUGGUUUACAGAAAACAUAUUAAAACGUUAUCUACUCUGAAUCAACAUUAACGCUACGCUUAUUCUAUUAACUGAUAUCGAUUAUUAAUUCUUAGAAAAGUACAGAAAGCAAUCUCAUUAGAACUUAACUUGAUUUGAUUUUUAUAUUAUCAAACCAACUUUUAGCCUUAAAAUCAUGGAGUUGACUACAAAUGACAAUUGACAGCCGGUUGGUGCAGUGGGCAGCGACCCUGCUCUCUAAGCCAAAGGCUGUAGGCUCGAUUCCCAUAACUGAUGAUUUU